GUAGCCAUAUUUGUUUCAGGCAAGUGAGGGCAGCAGGAAAGGAGCUGAAGCCUCCCGCGCCAUGACUAGUACUGGCAUAUUUGGUCGGCGUCUAGAGUGCUGCUUUUCGUGGCUCUGCUUGUGGCUCCCACCGUUCCAGUUCAAAACCAGCGCUUCCAGGGCCCUUCCGAACUCUCCCUUUCCCACUCCCGAAAUUUGGGAAGGCCAAAGGCGAAAACAGGACCCGGAAGUAGGAGGGGGCAACUUCUAAGCACGUGAUGGGAGGAGCAGUGGUCCUGACACGUGACCCUCCAACCUGCUACUCUACCUUGCCGAGAGCUCAGCUGCUCUUAAAGCCAACUCCGAACACACGCUGACUUUGAGCCCUUUGGGGCACCCGAACUCGAUGCUAUGGGAAGCUCUGCGGGCUCGUGGAGGGGCCUUGAGGAUUCUGAGAGGGAGGAGACCGACUCAGAGCCCCAAGCCCCUCCGUUGGAUGGUCAGAGUGCCCAAUGGAAGAAUGCGGUGGGCUUCUGGAUCCUGGGUCUUUGCAACAAUUUCUCAUAUGUGGUGAUGCUGAGCGCUGCCCAUGACAUCCUUAAGCAGGAGCAAGCAUCUGGGAACCAGAGCCAUGUGGAGCCGGGCCCAACACCCAUGCCUCACAACAGCUCAUCUCGAUUUGACUGCAACUCUAUCUCCACAGCUGCAGUGCUCCUGGCAGACAUCCUUCCCACCCUCGUCAUCAAACUCCUGGCUCCUCUUGGCCUUCAUUUGCUGCCCUACAGCCCCCGGGUCCUUGUCAGUGGAGUUUGCUCUGCUGGAAGCUUUAUCCUGGUUGCCUUUUCUCACUCAGUGGGGUUAAGCCUGUGUGGAGUGGUUUUGGCCAGCAUCUUCGGUCUAGGAGAGGUCACCUUCCUCUCACUCACGGCCUUCUACCCCAGCGCUGUGAUCUCCUGGUGGUCCUCGGGUACUGGGGGUGCAGGGCUUCUUGGAUCGCUGUCAUACCUGGGACUCACCCAGGCUGGCCUUUCCCCGCAGCACACCCUGCUUUCUAUGUUGGGGAGUUCCAGCUGGGACCUCUCGCUCCAGGAAAGGUGGACAGUGUUCAAGGGCCUUUUGCGAUAUAUCAUCCCCUUGGUGCUGGUCUACUUUGCUGAGUAUUUCAUCAACCAGGGACUUUUUGAGCUCCUGUUUUUCCGGAACACAUCCCUGAGUCAUGCUCAGCAGUACCGAUGGUACCAGAUGCUCUACCAGGCUGGCGUGUUCAUCUCCCGCUCUUCUCUCCACUGCUGCCGCAUCCGUCUCACCUGGGUCCUAACCCUGCUGCAGUGCCUCAACCUGGUCUUCCUACUGGCAGACGUAUGUUUGAGCUUCCUGCCCAGCAUCUACCUCAUCUUCAUCAUCGUUCUGUAUGAAGGGUUCCUGGGUGGGGCAGCCUAUGUGAAUACCUUCCACAACAUUGCUCUAGAGACCAGUGACAAGCACCGAGAGUUUGCCAUGGAGGCCGCCUGUAUCUCUGACACCUUGGGAAUCUCCAUGUCAGGGGUUCUAGCUUUGCCUCUGCAUGACUUCCUCUGCCAUCUCCCUUGACAUGGGUUGCUCAGAACACACUGACAUCUGUGAACUCUGCCACAGACCUUCCUAGCUAGGCUGGGGAGUGGGAAGAGCCGCAGUCCUGCCCUGCUCCAGCAAGGAGCCCCCAUUGUUUCCCACUCCCGAGCUGGUCUCUGGGACUUCUCUCUCAGCCUUAUGCCCUUCUAAUAAAUGCUUAUUUUAUCAGUGUA
This is a messenger RNA of Peromyscus eremicus (cactus mouse), 1763 nucleotides long. It is a transcript of the gene Cln3, whose product is annotated as CLN3 lysosomal/endosomal transmembrane protein, battenin. NCBI's taxonomy places the organism in Eukaryota, Metazoa, Chordata, Mammalia, Rodentia, Cricetidae. Gene Ontology annotation, cellular component: membrane; lysosome. The record is from RefSeq and is a predicted model, not a curated record. Gene Ontology annotation, biological process: lysosome organization; lysosomal lumen acidification.